Messenger RNA from Trichobilharzia szidati, 2299 nucleotides. The record is from the annotation of a GenBank genome assembly. Lineage: Eukaryota; Metazoa; Platyhelminthes; Trematoda; Strigeidida; Schistosomatidae.
GUGACGCUGUUGGAACUACCAGCCUGCUACGGACUAAUACUCCAGGAUCUACCGCGUCUAUAUGAAGCCAGAUGGCACUUGUCUUAUUUUCAAACAUUUUCCAUCUGAAAUCACAGCGGAAGAAUGUGUUGAUUUCUUAAAAUCACUGGGAGCUACAACAGCUCAAUAUUUAGGACAUUCUGGUCCUCUAAAAUAUGUAAUAUUUCCUCUUUAUUUGUUUCAUUCUAAUUCAGCUUUAGUGUGCCUUCGCGGAAUUCACAUCCGAACAACAUGCGUGGAAUAUUAUCAAAAAUCUACAUCAGAAGAGAAUAUUGGACAGACGUCUUUCAGUUGAAUUUACUCAAUCUGUAGAAUGGCAUAAAACAGCUGACUCAAAUAAGUCGUCCGAAAAAGAAUGUCCUCCUACUACUAUGAGUGCUUUUUCUCCUAUGUGGGAUCCAUCCUACAGUGGACCCUCACAGCUGUAUUAUGAUUACCCUUCUGUAUCGCACAGUGUGUUAACAAACAUAGUGCGAUCGUUGGCCUCCUGUCCAGCAUUUUAUAAUCAGGUACUCCAUAUAAUGAACAAGCUUCAUCUACCGCCACCUUUUGACGAUCCAGAGCAUUUUCCUGGGGAUUAUCUGGUCAUUUCAGCGACAGACUACGCGAAAAUGCAAGCAAUAAUAGAUAACUUAAAAAACGUUCCAAGAAAAGAUCACAAUGACAUAGAUUCGAAUGCAGAAGAGAUGGAUUUAUCUAGUGGGCCAGAGUCCGAACUUGCUUCUGAUGAUGAGAUUAAAACGACUUCACAGCAACAAAAUAUUCCAGUCAGAAAACGUCUAAGAGUGCACAAAAAACUGUCAUCUGCAUCUUCUGCCCGUUAUCCUGUAACUUCAAAGCGUCAAAAUGUUACUGUCAGUGAUUUGUUUGAAGCAACUACAGUCUCUAAGAAGUUGCAUCUGCCAGAAGUUCUUAAUGUUAAUACCCAAUCAGACCAUGUUGUACCACAUAGUGAUGUCGAAGGUGGUUUUGGACUUAUUCAGUCAGAACCUAUAAUAGAGGAGAAGUACUUCGUUGACGAGGUGCCUAAAGUUUCACAAGGGAAUCAGGAAAACUACUUCUCUGUAGACUUCAAGUUGCGUAAAGAUCGACUGUCUGAUGAUGAAGAAAGCGUAGAUUUGGAAAAUCGGAUACCCCUCCCAGAUCAGCCAUUUACAAGAAGUCACGAUGUGUCAACAUUAAUUGAAAAUAGUUGUCCCAACUUAAUUUCUGUACUUUCUGUUAAUGAAGUUUUAUCCAAUUGCUUGAAGGUUGAGGAUUAUAAAAACUAUAAUGUGUUCGCUAAAUAUGAUGCUGGAACUCCUACUUCCCGUUUAUAUAUAAAAAAUCUGUCACAAGCAGUAACAGAGACUGAUUUAUUCAAAAUAUUUGGUGUAUUUUCAAAUGGCCCUGUAAGUGAUAAUGAUUGGAAACCAAGCAUUUCAGUGGAUUCAACUGAGUGCUUUUCAGUCAGACUUUUGACGGAGGGUCGAAUGAAAGGUAACCGCGCAUUCAACUUGUCCUUUGCUUUUUUUAACGCAUUACAUUUUUACUUGAGUUAUGAUAUGUCAUUCUUUAAGGCAGUUAGUUAAAUUAUUAUUCGAUAACUUAGGCGCUCAAUUUACUCAAGAACACAAAACUAAAGUGGAGAUGAACUUCAUUUGACUCUUAUUUAGCGGAUCACGAGCUCGAACCCUGCUCUACCCAUCCAGUCUACCUUGAGAAUUGAGUAGUACCACACAUCAAAUCUUACUCGUAGCCUAAUACAUAAAGACAAUCGGGUAACUAACCUUGUCAUAAGAAAUGGAAAAACAUACUAUACUCAAGAAAACAGUUCGUGAUGUUGGAUGCUUAAUUAAAAGUCUUAUGUGUAAGGUUUUUUUGAAUGAAAGGGAAGACGAUUGCAUUUUGACUAAAAAAGAGUAUAAACAUUCAUUGUUUCAUCUUAUUUACAAAAUGUUACUCUUUUUUUCAGGUCAAGCAUUUAUUGGUCUUGCAUGUGAAUCAACCGCGAAACAAGCUUUAGAAACUACAAAUGGUUACAUGUUGUAUGGUCGUCCUAUAGUUGUUCAGUUUGCUAGAGGAGCUAAGGCGAAAGUGGAUGAGAAAAGUCUAAUACUAACAAACCAAUAGUUUUGGUCAUAAACAGAAGAAGAGAUUAUAAACUUUGUGUUUAGGUGUUUUGUGAAUAUAUCAUGUACAAAUUGUAAAUAAAUUUAAUAUUUUUCUAUUAUGAAAACUGAAUCUUUUAUUCACUUAAACUGUUGUUAUGUGGAGUAGU